UAGCUAAUUUGCUAUGUUUUUUAUUAAUGUCCUGCCCAGACAUUUUCUGCCACCAGUUUGAUUCAUCUCCUGACCCCUUCUGAGGAUCCAGAGAUUGAGCAGGAACGUAUUGAUAAGAUUUGGCCAAAGCUGAGAGUACUUGCCUGAUCUUCUCCAACAGAUAAACACACUGUGGUUAAAGGAAUGCCGUUUGGUUUGUGAAAGGACUCCAAGAAUAUACAAAGUGCGGCUAUGAAGCUGCAGCGAAGCAUUUUGCUCCAGCAGACCUGGAUGUGAACCUGAGUGGGAAGUCCUUCAUGAUAACAGGUGCCAACAGCGGGAUAGGGAAAGCCACAGCGCAGGAAAUAGCUAACAGAGGGGGAACUGUUCACAUGGUGUGUCGAAACAAGGGGCGAGCAGAAGCAGCCAAAGAUGAAAUUGUAGAACGGAGUAAAAAUGAGAACGUCCACAUCCAUGUGGUUGACAUGUCCAGUGCGAGACAGGUGUGGGAGUUCGCCCAGAGCUUCUCACAAAGCAACACUGUACAUGUGCUGAUCAACAAUGCAGGCUGUAUGGUCAACCAGAGAGAGUUAACUGAGGAGGGUUUAGAGAAGAACUUUGCAACAAAUACACUCGGUACAUACAUCCUCACCACAGCUCUGAUACCUGCUCUGAAGAAGGCUGAAGACCCGAGAGUGGUCACCGUGUCGUCAGGCGGCAUGCUCACGCAGAAGCUGAACGUAGAUGACCUCCAGUUUGAGAAGGGGACGUUUGACGGCACCAUGGCCUACGCUCAGAACAAAAGACAGCAAGUGAUUCUGACAGAGAGAUGGGCUUCUCAGCACAAAGACAUUCACUUCUCCUCCAUGCACCCCGGCUGGGCGGACACACCAGCCGUCCAGUCCUCCAUGCCUUCCUUCCACGCUAAGAUGCAGUCCAGGCUGCGGACAGAUGUGAUGGGGGCCGACACCGUGGUGUGGCUCGCUGUGUCUCCGGCCGCCAGCAAGCAGCCAAGCGGACUCUUCUUCCAGGAUCGCAAAGCAGUGGCGACACAUCUACCUCUGGCCUCCUCCAGGUCCACACCUCAGGAGGAGGAGAAGCUCCUGGCAGCACUGGAGGAGUUCACCCUCAAGUUCAAACCUUGAUGUUUUUGCUAAUGUCUUUUUCACACCAGACACUCCUCACUAAUUGUUAUUAAUCUUUACAUAAUCUUGCUUUUGUGUUUUUGUACAGGACUUUUUUUUUUUUUUUUUUUUUUUUUUUUUUUUUUUACAUUUUUGACUGAUUACCCCAAAGAAAACAGGCUUCAUUUUAGAACAACCUUGAAGUGUGGUAAAAUUGUUUUCAGGAAAGAAGAAUAUUGUAUAGUGCUUUUAUCAGCGAGGUCAAUCAAAAGUAGGCUUCAAUAUAAAUAUAACACACAAUGCAACUUUGUAUAUUAAUUUCUGUAAAAUGUAAUAAUUUCAUUAAACACUUGUGAUAAAUGUC
Thunnus maccoyii (southern bluefin tuna) is the source of this 1467-nucleotide messenger RNA. It is a transcript of the gene dhrs12, whose product is annotated as dehydrogenase/reductase (SDR family) member 12. Bases 297 to 1124 code for a protein of 275 amino acids. The record is from RefSeq and is a predicted model, not a curated record. Lineage: Eukaryota; Metazoa; Chordata; Actinopteri; Scombriformes; Scombridae. The transcript has 12 exons.